AUGUCGUCAUACGACUCGCACCUGCUAGGCUCGUCGGCCGAAACGGCCCCGAUAGCCAUCUCGGAAACGCCGCAGAAAAAAAAAGGCGGACAUUUCAACCGAACCCCAAAUUCAGCUGGAGCAGCUUUCGGCUCGCUCGGUCGAUCCGGAGUUCGAGUUUCAUACAACUACUCGGAUGAAGAUGACGACGACGAAACCAACGAUGACUCGGAAUUCGACGAUGCGUCGUCCAUGUACUCUACACAGGCUGAGAGAGCCACCCAGGAACAGGAAGAGCUGCUCAAAAAGGCCCGCCCCCAGGCCAACUAUGGAGGCACCUCUAACGGUAACAACAACAACAACAAUAGCUACGGAGGAACCACUACCCACGCUCGAACCCGAGAAGAACGACGAGCAGUCUACAAGGCAUUCGAUGCGGCUGUGAGAAAGGGAGAAAUUCAGACUACUGCCAGCACGGAAACGAAAACGAUUCUCAAGUACUCGGCUCCACUAACCAUGACCUUCCUCAUGCAAUACUCGCUGACUGUCGCAUCGGUCUUCUCCGUCGGCCAUCUCGGUAAGAAUGAGCUCGCCGCAUGUUCUCUGGCCUCCAUGACCUCCGCCAUCACAGGUUUUGCUGUCGUCCAUGGAGUGGCCACCUGUCUAGAUACCCUGUGUGCACAGGCGUACGGCCGAAAAGACUACAAAAUGGUCGGAGUUCAUUUCCUGCGAUGCACAAUCUUUCUGUGGAUCAUCGCUGUGCCUAUAAUUCUCUUGUGGGCCGUUUUCGGACGUCAGCUGCUGCACCUGCUGCUCGACGAUCCCGAACUCAUCCAUUUUGCAGCCCUCUACCUCGAGGUCCUGGCCUGUGGUUUCCCCGCUUAUAUUCUGUUUGAAAACCUCAAGCAUUACCUGCAGUCCCAGGGUGACUUCAACGCCGGUACCUACAUUCUUCUUAUCUGCGCUCCCAUCAACAUCUCGCUCAACUACCUGCUGGUGUGGAACGAGCACUUUGGCUUGGGCUACGUGGGAGCCCCCAUUGCCGUCGUCUUCACCGACUGGCUCAUGGCCACCAUGCUGUCUCUGUACGUCGUCUUCAUCAACGGCCGAAAGUGCUGGUGCGGUUUCCGACCAGAUAACCUCUUCACCGGCUGGGGCAGAAUGAUCCGACUGGCUAUUCCAGGUAUCAUCAUGGUCGAAGCCGAGUGGCUGGCGUUUGAAAUUGUCACCUUCGCUGCCUCUAGAUUCGGAACUGACGCCCUGGCCUGCCAGUCAGUGCUGGUGUCUGUCUGUGGCAUCAUCUACCAGAUUCCCUUUGCUAUUGGCAUUGCUGCCUCCACUCGAAUCGCCAAUCUGGUUGGUGCCAACCUUACUGCUGCUGCCCGAAUCUCUGCCAGAAUGGCUGCUGUCAUCUCUCUUGUCUUCGGAGUGCUCAACAUGGCCUUCAUGCUGGGUCUCAGAGACACCAUUGGAAAGAUGUUCACUAAUGACGAGGCCGUUCUGCAGCUCGUGCGUGAAACCAUGCCCUUCGCGGCCCUCUUCCAGGUCAACGAUUCACUUGGGGUCAUCUCUGGAGGCAUUCUCAGAGCCCAGGGACGUCAGAGAAUCGGAGGAUAUCUCAACCUCUUUUUCUACUACGUCGUGGGUUUGCCGGCCGGUGUAAUCUUUGCCUUCCACUGGGGCUACGGCAUUGAGGGUUUCUGGAUCGGACUUACCAUUGGCGUCUUCUUUGUCUCCAUCCUACAACUCUACUUUGUGUGGAAGAGUAAUUGGAGAGAGAUUGUCAAGGAUGCUUUGAGAGACGGAAAGACCCAGGCCGCCACCACUCAUGCUUAA
Messenger RNA from Yarrowia lipolytica CLIB122, 1815 nucleotides. RefSeq lists its product as uncharacterized. Gene Ontology annotation, cellular component: membrane. Gene Ontology annotation, molecular function: antiporter activity; xenobiotic transmembrane transporter activity. NCBI's taxonomy places the organism in Eukaryota, Fungi, Ascomycota, Dipodascomycetes, Dipodascales. Gene Ontology annotation, biological process: xenobiotic detoxification by transmembrane export across the plasma membrane. The record is from RefSeq and is a predicted model, not a curated record.